AUGUCUGGCAAGUCUAUCAAAAGUGCUGCUAUCAAAUCAUUUCACAAGCUACUCGCCCUGCAUCGUCAAGAAAUAGAUGCAUCGUUACGGUUGCUUGGGUCUAUCGGAUACCAUGCCUAUACUCUUUGGCUCUUUUGCUUCAAUGAUCUCAAGACAAUGGUCUUCCCAAGUAUCGCAUUUGCAUUCUUCCACUCAAGCCACCUACCGUUGAACACAUUCCUCUCUCGUCUACCCUUGAUGUUUGCUUAUACCUGGUUCAACCUGCUCGGUUUCACAGUCAACAACCAGCGACAUCCAGGCUCCGUAGCUGAGGACAAGCUGAACAAACCAUGGCGACCUAUUGCAGCUGGCCGCCUGACUUCGACACAGGCACAUACCUUGGGCCUGUUGUCCAUUCCAAUCGCCUUGGCUGUGAGCGCUCUCGUUGGGGGUGGCGUGGUCCAGAGCGCUUUCUUAGCGAUAUUCGGUACUAUCUAUAACGACUUUGGGGGCGGUGAUGGCCACUGGCUUGUUCGGAAUUUACUCAAUGCGGCUGGAUUUACAUCCUUUGCCUCGGGUACGCUCGAAGUGGCCUUGCAGUCAUCUCUGCCUCGAUCGACAAUCCCGUGGAUCUUCCUCAUCGCCGUCGUUGUUGGCACCAGCGUUCAUGUCCAAGACAUGUACGAUCAACCCGGCGAUGCUGCGGCGGGUAGACGCACGCUGCCAUUGGUGAUCGGCGAUGAGAUGGCUCGGUGGAGUAUCGCCGUUGUGGUAACUGUCUGGAGUAUCUUAUGUCCGCUCUACUGGUCUUCCGGCCUGGUGGGAUACUUGGGUCCAAUAGGGUUGGGAGUAUGGGUUAGUUUACGCUCGCUGACGAGGCGGACGGUAAAGGAAGAUCGAACUACAUUCCGGAUCUACAACGCAUGGCUUGUAGCGCUGUACGCGCUGCCGAUGACCUCUCGAUAUAGGAUCUCUGUAUGA
Messenger RNA from Penicillium cataractarum, 960 nucleotides. RefSeq names its product UbiA family prenyltransferase. Lineage: Eukaryota; Fungi; Ascomycota; Eurotiomycetes; Eurotiales; Aspergillaceae. The record is from RefSeq and is a predicted model, not a curated record. Gene Ontology annotation, molecular function: transferase activity, transferring alkyl or aryl (other than methyl) groups. Bases 1 to 960 code for a protein of 319 amino acids. Gene Ontology annotation, cellular component: membrane. The transcript has a single exon.